Messenger RNA from Bipolaris oryzae ATCC 44560, 2349 nucleotides. RefSeq lists its product as uncharacterized. Gene Ontology annotation, molecular function: zinc ion binding; DNA-binding transcription factor activity, RNA polymerase II-specific. The transcript is spliced from 4 exons. The coding region runs from base 1 to 2349 and encodes 782 amino acids. The record is from RefSeq and is a predicted model, not a curated record. NCBI's taxonomy places the organism in Eukaryota, Fungi, Ascomycota, Dothideomycetes, Pleosporales, Pleosporaceae. Gene Ontology annotation, biological process: regulation of DNA-templated transcription.
AUGACCCAAACGGGGAAAUGCGACACGUGUCGCCAGCGGAAAGUCAAGUGCGAUGAAGAGAAGCCUAAAUGCGGUGCAUGCAAGAAGAAAGAUCGCCCCUGUGCCUACUCAUAUGGAAGACCAUCAGCUUUCAUUGUGCAAGACCCGAACCAGUUAACAAAACAUGGCAAAUCAAGGGUUCCGUUUGUGGUACAUAGUUUCAGUUCUUCUGAGGACGAUGCGGUCUCAUCUUUUUCAGCAUCUUCAGAAUUGCGCAUCACCACCGAAAGACGAGUGGGUGAUGGGCAAGGCUUCUUUCAGACCUUAGCACCAACCUCUAAGUCCAAGCCUAGACCGUCGAAAAAGAAGGCCAGUAUGCAGCAACGUGCACUGGAAGCGUACCUUCAGCAUCUAGAAAAGGAGUCUAUUAUAGUACCAUAUCAACCAUCGUCUCCGGAAACCGCACUGAUCAGCCGCUACAUCGAUAUGCUUGGACCAGAUGUUUCUGGAAAACAGCCGCUUGCCAUUCUGGGUACUUGGAUUGAAACCAUGCCGUCGCGUAUAGGUCACAAUCGGAUGCUGGAUCUUGCUGUAGAGUUUUUAUUGAAUAGCUAUGCAGCAUACCGGGAUGGAAUGCACUCGAAACGAAGGCUUGCCAAAGCCACAAAAGCCAAGGCUUUGAGGGAAUUGCAGCUUGUUGUUCUGAAUGCUCGUACUGAGCCUACGUAUGACCUUUUACUAGCCACUAAGAUGCACUAUGCGGCUGAGGCUCUCAUGGGAAUUGAUUCUAUGUACCAUGCCAUUCACGCCUUUGGACUGGCUGAACUGAUGAAGUCGGGUAAGGCCUCAGAAGUCGAUGACGAGCACUAUUGGAAUCUGAUUGAUAACACAUAUGUUGACGAUGUCAAUGAAUCCAUGUUGGCAGGCCGGCGAUCGGUCUACUAUAACGAUUUCUACUUGUCGGCUACAUAUCCACCGCCCAUAAACGCACCGAUAUCGCUUUCACCAGCACAACGAGCAUCGAUGGCGAUUAUGCAUGUUUUCAUCCAAUGCCCUCAAAUAGUAUGCUUGAUCAGACAGGCAAUUCUAAACCCCAAAGAUACUAGCGCACUCGCGGCGGCAGUCUCGCAUAUGGAGUCGCUAAUACAAAUCAAUCUCUCGCAACAUGUAUCUGAGCUAAUGCAAACAGCAAUCACCAUCGUACCAAUUCCCGCGUCGCCAGAGUUCGCCGAUCUUAUGCCAGAUACUCUAGAAUUCGAUACUGUGCAGAACAUGAUUCUUUGCACAAGAUACUGGAUGUUACAGAACCUAUUGUGUGGCCUUGCCGAUACACUAUACCGACAUUUCCCCGCAGAAGCGGCUCUCUCAUUGCUGCCAUCUCCAGAAAGACUGCGAGUCAUCGACGUUGAUAGCGCACUGCAUCUCGCCAAAUCCCUUCGAUGGGCCAAUUCUGUCUCUCAAGACUUACCUCUCGUACCAUUGCGCAUGCAUACGCCAAUACAAAUCUCCAUCGGACCAUGGCAACGAACCAUCCGUCAUCUCUCAGCCCUGCGCUCCGCUUCUCCAGGCAUACAACCCGACAUCGAUGCCGAGAUAUCCCGAGCCGAACGCAUGAAAACCUGGGCCGUUGACGAAUGCAACAAAAUCCACUUGCUAUGGGGCGUUUCUGCCCUUGAAGAAAAACCCCUCCUCGAAGCCCUCGAAGCCAUGUCCGGCGAACCGAUACCAGAUUGGCUACCCGUCCGCGUGCGCUUUGAAGCCGAAGACGGCGAAAUGGUCAUGAAGCUAGACUACGAGAAUAAAACAGGUAGCUACUCGGAACGAUAUGAUAUCAAUGAGCAGCCCAAACAACGCUCGCCGCACCCAGGUUUACCGGGCCAGGAGUGGCAGCGAGAGGCUCUGCAUGUUCACGAGCUUCCAAUCAGAGGCGCAGAUGUGCAAGGAGAUGAAGGUGCGACUGAGCAGGUAAAGCAAAGUACUCAACAAGAGAAUGAGUAUCUAAAGUCGUACCCUCGACCUGCGGAUUUCAUACACGGCACUGGAAGAAAUCUCUGUUCGACGUCUGGAUGGUGGCCCGAAACGCCUAGAACGGCUACUGUCCUGUUCGACCCCACACAUGAGCCCUCUGCAUUUCCGCGCAUGUCUCCUGGAUCUAGCGGAGAGGCUACGGAUGCAGAUACGAGGACGGAUCGUAACCCAAGUUUGGCGUCAACCUGGUGGCCUCAGUCCCCCGACGGGUCUAUAAGUUUGUCGGACUCUGCUCGGAGGAGCUUUUCUACGCCACCGGCGGAUGGGAGGAGCGUGACGGUUACGUUUAACAACAACAAGAAGAAUGCGUGUUUUUCACCUGCGUGGACUAAUGAGGGUUAG